UCUUAUAAUUCUUUGGAUAUCAGUUAAUCUAAAUUGUCCUCUCUUCCUGUGCCUGUCAGGGCAACAACAAGCACACAUAUAUACUAUUAUAUACAUAAUGGGAGAUCUUGAAACAACAGAAGAAGAGACAUCGAGAGAGAUUGCUUUUGAUUGGAAGGGCAGAAUCUGCAAGUCCAACAAACAUGGCGGCAUGUCAGCUGCUAUUUUUGUUCUAGGUCUUCAGUCAUUCGAGAUGAUGGCGAUUGCAGCUGUUGGGAACAACCUAAUAACUUAUGUGUUCAAUGAUAUGCAUUUUCCUUUGUCUAAGUCCGCAAACAUAGUCACAAACUUCAUUGGCACCGUGUUCCUUCUUUCUCUUCUCGGAGGUUUCCUUUCUGAUUCCUAUCUCGGGAGCUUUUGGACCACAUUAAUUUUUGGCUUCGUGGAGCUUAGUGGUUUUGUUCUACUCUCGGUGCAAGCGCAUCUACCACAACUAAGGCCUCUUCCUUGUAAGAUGGGGGCUUCGAUAGAAGGCUGCCCCGAGGCAAAAGGACUCAAGGCAUGGAUAUUUUACACUGCUUUGAGCCUUGUGGCACUAGGGAGUGGGUGCUUAAAACCCAAUAUUAUAUCUCACGGAGCAAACCAAUUCAAUGGCAAUGUCAAACAAUCAAAGAAGUUAUCUACUUACUUUAAUUGCGCUUAUUUUGCCUUUUGCAUUGGGGAGUUGGUUGCCUUAACUCUCCUCGUGUGGGUUCAAACUCACUCGGGCAUGGACAUAGGUUUUGGAGUCUCAGCUGCAGCCAUGUGUGUUGGAAUUUUUAGCUUCAUUUCGGGCACAAUGUUCUAUAGGAAUCAACCGCCUCGAGGAAGUAUCUUCACUCCCAUUGCUCAAGUUUUUGUAGCCGCCUUUACAAAACGAAAGCAAAUUUGCCCGUCAAGCUUGGAUAUGAUCGACCAUGGAAGGAAUAACGAUGAACGUGAUCGCCUUUCUACUAAUACUAGAGAUCUUCUACACACCAAAAAAUUCAGGUUUCUUGACAAAGCUGCUAUAAAAAUUCAAAAUGGAACGGAAUCAAGUGAAAGCCCUUGGAGAUUAUGCUCGAUAACUCAAGUUGAGCAAGUGAAGAUAAUAAUCUCGGUUGUCCCCAUUUUUGCUUGUACCAUAGUUUUCAACACCAUAUUGGCUCAACUCCAAACAUUCUCGGUACAACAAGGAAGCAUCAUGAACGCUAAACUCACUAACAAGUUCCAAAUCCCACCCGCAUCCCUCCAAGCCAUCCCAUACAUCAUGCUCAUAUUCCUAGUGCCACUAUAUGAGACGGUCUUCGUCCCUAUAGCAAGAAAGGUAACCGGAAAAGAAUCCGGAAUUUCACCUCUCCAAAGGGUUGGCAUUGGCCUUUUCAUCGCAAGUUUCUCUAUGGUAUCGGCCGCAGUUAUGGAAAACAAGAGAAGGAAUGCAUCAAUUAAGUCGAACGAAACACUUUCAAUCUUUUGGAUCGCUCCCCAAUUUCUCAUCUUUGGCCUCUCCGAGAUGUUCACCGCAGUUGGACUCGUGGAGUUCUUCUACAAGCAAUCCUUGGAAGGGAUGCAAUCAUUCUUGACCGCCAUGACAUAUUGUUCAUACUCAUUCGGAUUCUACUUGAGUACUCUACUUGUUUCCUUAGUAAACAAGAUCACAUCAUCAUCAUCCAAAGGUGGUUGGCUAAGCGAUAACGAUCUUAACAAAGACCGUCUAGACCUCUUCUAUUGGUUGCUAGCCCUUCUUAGCCUCUUCAACUUCUUCAACUAUCUUUUUUGGUCGCGAUGGUACUCUUACAAUCAUCAAUCUCUAUCACCUACCCCGUUACACGUACAAGGAGGAUCAGAAAGUUGUGGCACUACAAAACGCGUCGACCAAAUUAACAAUAUAAAUAAAUCAUAAAUAAUCUAAGUUGGAUAAUUUUCGCAAAAGUCCCUAUGAGGAAUAUGCUAAUUGUCUUCUUUUAUUUGUAUAUUUUGCUCUAUUGGCUUGUAAUCUUUGAAGUUAUUGGAAGUAUAUCCAACAAAUUAGUGAGUUAGGUUUAAAUCCUAUGCCUAAGAGUUUAUAAAAAAAUACAUUAUGAUUCAUAUUAUUAUAUUACCCUUACAUGUU
Impatiens glandulifera is the source of this 2110-nucleotide messenger RNA. RefSeq names its product protein NRT1/ PTR FAMILY 4.4-like. Gene Ontology annotation, molecular function: transmembrane transporter activity. NCBI's taxonomy places the organism in Eukaryota, Viridiplantae, Streptophyta, Magnoliopsida, Ericales, Balsaminaceae. The record is from RefSeq and is a predicted model, not a curated record. The coding region runs from base 98 to 1900 and encodes 600 amino acids. Gene Ontology annotation, biological process: transmembrane transport. The transcript is spliced from 5 exons. Gene Ontology annotation, cellular component: membrane.